Molecule: messenger RNA, 1129 nt
Organism: Ectocarpus sp. CCAP 1310/34
Lineage: Eukaryota; Phaeophyceae; Ectocarpales; Ectocarpaceae
Source: the annotation of a GenBank genome assembly
CCACUUCUGUCCGACAUCCCAGUGGGUACACCCACCGGCGUCAACUAAUUUUUUCAUGUACCCACUUGUGUCUAUUUUUUUACCCACAUUUGUCCAAAUUGUACCCACUUGUGUCCACAUACGGAUGGCGGAAAUCGAGCGGAAAUUGACCUCCACGUCACCGCACGGCAGAACAUCGAAUAGCCUCGCAACGUCUCAGAACCUCCCAACCACGUAUCCAUGGCAUCUUUCGUAUCCAUGACUGCCGACUGCGGACCGACCGAGGAGGAACAUGUCAGACACAUGCCAGGCCCCUCCGGUACCGGAACGGGAGGAUAUCAGGCACAAAAAGAUGCCGGCAGUAAGCCCGGCAAGGAAUGCACUAUAACAACACACGCCACAAACAAAUGCGUGACACACAACGGACAACAAAACCAACGGGUCGAACCUACAGGUCGCGCAAACAGAACAAAACGACGCGCAUUGAGCAACAAUACUCACACACACGAAAGCAUCAACCGCCACCAUGACGAGUGCACACCGACUCGUCACGGCAGCAGUAGGAUGUCGAGGCAGUUUGCUCUGCAGGGCGCUCGCUCAGGGUCAAGCGGGGGUGCACCUCUGUCAACUGCUGGCGGCGCCAUGGUUGAAGAGGCAACUUUUGCGACGUCACGUGCCUUCAAACACGCAUUCGAGCGCUGCAUGAUCGCACAGUCUAGGCAGUGCCGGCUAGACAAGCGGAUUAUUGGCGGUCGGGGCAAGCUCCACCGCUGCACGGGAGCAAUCGUCAACGGGAAAGCGACAUCCGGCUGCCCGGUGCUUGCGCGGGGGUGCAAGCAAACCGAUGGCACCUGGAAGGUGACGGAGGUGGUCCUCGAUCAUGUGGCGUGCACCGGCCAGGCCAGUAACAAAAAGCAGCGGAUCAAUCGCCGAUGUGUGGAGAGGGAGGCAGCGGCGCUCGUGAGCGCCAACCACAGGAUCACCUGUCCCUCGCUGGUGAAGACGCUCAAGGCAACCUCCGGCGUGGAUGUCAGCGAGAGGACAGCUAGCAGGAUGCGGGCGGACAUCCUCGGCAAGGGAAAGGACGCGAUCGCCAAGGAGUACCAACUCCUCCAGAGCUACUGCGACCUCCUCGGGAGGGACAACGGCA